GUUAAUGAAUGCACUUUAAGUCAUCUGGCAGCCGGUUCUUUUUAGUUCGAUUUGUUGAAAAUAGGAGAUCGGGCCUGCUUUAGCCAAAAAUGGCUACCAGCCUUGCUGAAGAUUUUGAUUCCUGGUUGUCUACUAAGCUGAAGUCUUUGAAUACUGAUGAAGGUGUUUUUGGAAACUAUAUUACUGGGAUUCUAACUGGUGAUGAAACUUUGGAAGAGAAAACGGAAGCCUUAGAAGGCAUCUUAUCUGAAAUAACAGGUUCAGAUAUCACUAGGCUUUGUUCUGAUAUUUUAGAAAAGUGGAUGGAAUUUAACUCAGUUGGCGAUGUAGUUUCUCAAGCACAGGAUGGACCAGUUGAAGAUGUUGAAGAAAAACUAGUCCGGCUAUUGGAAAAGAACACUCUUUCAGCACCUGUGCAAAGAGAGUACACAGAAGAAGAACGGCGGAUUAGAGAAGCUAUACUUUCUCAGUAUGCUCAGACCUCAGACCAAGAAUCAGGCGAUGAAGAGGAUGUUGAAGAAACUAAAGAAAAUGGUUUAGUUCGUAAUACAAAUGUAUCAUCAGUUGUCCAAGCAGAAAAGGAAAAAAGAGAAAAGGCUAAAGUAGACAGUCAGAAGAAAAAAGAAAAGGACAGAGAGGAUCGAGAACGACAAAAGCAGCAACAGCAAGAAAAGAAAGAAAAGCGAAAGACCCAAAAAGGAGAAAGGAGAAGAUAGCCAUAAUACGCUUUGUUUUACACUGCUUUGUAAAUAAGCAUCUAAGCUUUGGAAUGGUGCAUCAAGUUUUUCUUUUCGUGUGUUAAUUUUCCAAUUUUUAAUGCGUAAUAAAUUUAAAAAUGGCCUCCAAAACAGAUGUUUUGUAUUAAACAAAUUUUAUUUAUUUUCUGUUGAUUGAGGAUGAUUUUGUUUGAUUUAUUAGUAUGAAAUAAAAUAACAAUGUACUACAUUAAUUUUAAUUUGUCAACUUGGUUGCGUAUGUGCUUUUAAAGUAAUGUAUUAUAUAUCUUAGUUGACUAUUAAAAGAUUAUUUUCUACCUAAUGAAAUUAUGAAGCCCAUUCUGAUUUUGUUAUUAUUUUUUUUUUAUAUCAUUCAUAUUAGUUAUUAAAUAUGAAAUACCAACAAUAACAGUGUAUAUUAUCUUACUACUUUAAAAAUGAUUAGUGGCACGUGUAUGAAGAUUUUAAAAUGAUAAUUUAUGCAUCCUAGUUGACUAUUAUGUUUAUCUGCUACCAAAAAUAUUUCUGUAAAUCUUAAUUUUUAUUGAUUUUUUAAAAAUUUCAUUCAUUAUGUGAUACCUGUUUGUUGCUUUAUAUUAGCAUAUGAGUUAUUAAUUAUACAUGAAUUGUUUAUGACAGUAACCAGUAUAAAAAAUAAAUAAUAAUAACAGAAAACAAAGAGGAUGUAAAUUUAAUGUUAGUUUGCUAAUUUAUUGUGAUAUUUUACUGAUCAUAUUUAGGAACAUAUUCAAUUUGUUUAGCAUAAAAUAAAUAUUUUUAUUCAAUUGUUUAUGAAAUGUAUUAUGUUGAUUACAACCUGUAAUGAUUUAUAAAUUCUUGGAGUCCUCACGAAUGUCACUGUACAUCGUUUAGAAAUUGGAAUUGAAAACUGUUAAUAAUUAUUAUUGGGGUCAUCAUUCUCUAGAAGUGGUAUAAAGCUGUUAAUUAGGACUUCCAAGCUGAAGAUGCUAAUAGUUUCUAGAACAGUUUAAGGGUUUUUUUAAUGAGUUAAAUUCAAUUCCACAAGUGAUAUUCCCUUACAUUUAAGCUGGCUGUGAUUCUACUUCAAAAUUGCAUUCACUGUUAAAAUAAAAUUAGCAUAAUCUGUUGGGUAACCAAAAUCAAAUUAGAUGCUAAGGCAAACCAUGCUUGUACUAACUUCACAAUACAGGACUUUCCAGGGUUACAUUUUGAUGAAGAAAAUUAGAGCUGAUGUAAAACAUUGGUAUUGUUUACUUUAUUAUAUCAAAUAAAAUAUCUUAAUUCCAAACAAUAUGCUUUGUUUUAGAUACAUUAUAGACUAUAUUUAUUGGUGUUAAAAUGUUAUUUUCAUUAACAAUAAAUGGUCAAAAGAAAUAAUACAAUUAAAAAAAAAAAGCAGUCAAAGUAAGAAACAAAGAUUCUAGGUUGACUAAAAAUUCCUCAUUAAUUAUCAUAGGACCUAUAGAUUCUGCUUAUUAAGAAAAUAAAUUUUAUAAACACAUUUCAAGUAAUUUCCUGCCUUCCUCAGUUUGUUGUUAUCAUCUAUGCAUUGAGGGUAUAAAAUGUGAAAUGUCAAAAUACCCAAGUUUUUUGGUUUUAGCCAAAAAUCAUCUAGCUUUAAGAGAAAUAAUUAGUAAAAAUGUAUUAAUUUUCUUUUUAAUUUAAUAUGUAAAAAGAGGAAUGUGAAUUUAUAAAAACUAAAAGCAAAAUAUAUUUUAUUUACAAUUAA
Molecule: messenger RNA, 2427 nt
Organism: Nezara viridula (southern green stink bug)
Lineage: Eukaryota; Metazoa; Arthropoda; Insecta; Hemiptera; Pentatomidae
Source: the annotation of a GenBank genome assembly